AUGUAUAAUUUAGCUGUUGUAAGAGGAAAAGCUUCUCAUUGUGUUGCAUAUGCACCAGAAAGAAAUGGAGAUCCUGGUAAUCUUAUUGUGUUGUUAGGUGUGACAGAUUGGAAUUUGUUAGGAAAAUCAUCUCAAAUUCGCACAGUAAAAGAAAUUCGAGUCAGCCAAAAGUUUGAUUACGGCAUCCAUAGUGAUGUUGCAUUGGUGCGGUUAUCUUCUGAAGUGGUUAUGUCUGGGGAUAUUCAACCAAUAUGUUUGCCAAGUGAUAAAACACAUCGCCAUUUAUUUCGCGCAAAGAAAAAAGUGGUAUCAAUUGGUUGGCAACACGAAAGAAUUCAGAAAAAAACUGAUCGAUGUCUUGAAAUAGAACCCAAAACAACAUGUAAGCAACAUUACGAUAAAUUGCAUAUAGACUUACACACAAACAGGUAUAAAACAAGCGAUGGUCGUGAAAAACUUAUGCCUGCAGAUCUUAUUUGCGUUAAAGAGUUGCCUCAAGGAAAUAGUGACUUAUGCAAAAUUAUGCCAGGCAGCGGUCUUGUAGCAUACCAUGAAGAAUCUAAGAAAUGGUACCUGGGUGGGAUUUUAACUUGGAGCAGCGAUAAACUGCACGACUGUAGAGAAACGAUGACAACGUUUAGCAUCUACUCUCAAAUUCAUCGUUAUGUUCUAUGGAUUCAAUCACGAACCAAACUCAAUUUAAAUUACCCUGAUACAGAUUAUGUUCCACAGGAAAUUAAAAGUUGA
This is a messenger RNA of Hydra vulgaris (swiftwater hydra), 747 nucleotides long. RefSeq names its product mannan-binding lectin serine protease 1-like. NCBI's taxonomy places the organism in Eukaryota, Metazoa, Cnidaria, Hydrozoa, Anthoathecata, Hydridae. The record is from RefSeq and is a predicted model, not a curated record. Gene Ontology annotation, molecular function: serine-type endopeptidase activity. Gene Ontology annotation, biological process: proteolysis.